AACCGAAGAAAAGAAUCUUCAUUUUUCCUCUCUAAUAAAAAGUUUCGUCUCAGCUGUCGUCAAACGCAUUCUUCUACACUGAAUCCUCGCGAAUCUCCCUUCAUCUCCAAAUUCGAUCAGCCAUGUCCGCCGAAUCGGCCUCCGGAAUUCAGAAGAACCAAGUUGACCUAGUGGACUUCAUAGACUGGUCCGGUGUCGAAUGCCUCAAUCAGAGCACCGUUCACUCGUUUCCUAACGCUCUCAAACAGGGUUACAGAGAGGAUGAUGGUUUGGUGCUGGAGAGUCAUGCAGAUGAGCAGCUUCUGAUCUACAUUCCUUUUAUUCAAGUUGUUAAAUUGCACUCUAUUGUAGUCACUGGACCUGAAGAGGAAGGUCCUAAGACGGUGAAACUUUUCGCAAAUAGAGAGCACAUGGGCUUUAGCAAUGUUAAUGACUUUCCUCCUAGUGACACAAUUAUCUUAUCAGAAGAUAAUAUCAAGGGAAAACCAUCGAUCUUAAAGUACGUCAAGUUUCAAAAUGUUCGCAGCUUAACAAUCUUCAUUGAAGACAAUCAGUCUGGUUCUGAAAUCACGAAAGCACAAAAGAUUGCCUUGCAUGGGACAACGAUGGAAACGACAGAUAUGAAGGGCCUUAAGAAGAUUGAGGAUCAUUGACUAGAUAUACGAAUAAGGAGGCAUGAACAAAUUGUAUCCAUUCCGAACAAUUGUUUACUUGGUGCGCAUUGUCUCCAGUUCGCUUCACUUCCGUGUCUCGCACACUUGAGAAUAUUUGUGAUCGAAAAUCAGUUACUAGGAUGAGCCGUUGUCCUCUCUUUCGUUGCUGCCAUAGAAUCUGAUAACUGAUCCUUUGGUUUAUUUGGUAGUUGAGAAAAAGAACUGUUGGACUUCCGCUAAGUUCCAGUUCGCCUGAGGUAUUGAGAUGUAAGUGGCCAAGUGUUUUGCAUUUGAAAAGGAGAAGCCUGUAGUUUUGCAUGUGGACAUGAUUCAACUUGAUCUAAGGCAGGUUUGCAUGGUUGAGUUGUCUCCUGCUAUUAACUUC
This is a messenger RNA of Punica granatum (pomegranate), 1038 nucleotides long. Lineage: Eukaryota; Viridiplantae; Streptophyta; Magnoliopsida; Myrtales; Lythraceae. The record is from RefSeq and is a predicted model, not a curated record.